CUUCCAGUUGUGAGGAGUGCAGUGCCUGUGGAUGGAAGAUUCGAGCAUAUAGUUCUUUCUUGUAAUGCGACUUCCGACCAUGCGAUUAUCUGCAUAGAGAGAGAAGCUGCAACGGCUUUGGAAUUGAUGCAAGAGAAAGACGAGAGCUUGGCGAUCCCUUCGGAACAGAAGAUGGAGAGGCAACAAACACUGGUGAGAGAGCACAAUGAGGAACACAAGGCUGCUUUACGAAGAGCUGUUACUUUGGCAGUUCCCCAUGCUUUUCCGCCUUCUGAUUAUGGAACCUUCAAUGACUGAUGAUGAUGAUUCCAACCAUUCAUCAUCCAAGACCAAAGAGAGCUGGGACCAGCUGAUCCAACGCCUUUUUGAAAAGGAUGAAUCCGGCCGCAUGCUGCUAAAUAAAUCCCUUGUUGAUGAUUGACGUUGUAUUCUUCAUCUCUGCAGAGUUUUGUAGUAAUAUUUUUGUUCCCACAUUUAUCUGUACAUGACGUCAUAAUUUUCUGGGACUGCUCUAUGUUUUUGUCUCCAUAUGUAAAUUAAUUUGUACUAGUAUUUUUCUGAAGUUCAAAUUUAAUAAUGUCUUUAUAAAUUUGAGCCUAUUUGCAUAAAAAAGUAUAUAAAAAAAAAGUAUAGAAAUUGGGUUUACCAGUGCUCUCACAUUCAAUUAAAGAAAAAUUAAUUUGAAAUUACAAGUUUUUUUUUUAAAUUUGUUUUUCAGGGAUAAAUAAAAAGUACACAUGAUUGGAACGAAAUCGCUAAAUCAGCUAAACGACUUUGGUUGAAGAGGAAGGGAAAUAUUGAGGCCGCGCUUUCACAGGAAAUCGAUUCAAUUAUUCGUAGUCUCUUUGCACUUCACAAAUACAAUGGUGACCAAUCUCGCAUUUAUUCGCUUCUUCUUGGUGGCAGUGACGUUCGGUGGCUCUUCCGCCUUGCAUACCCCAAAGGAAUUGCAAACAAAAGAGAUGAUUCAUGACCGAAUUAUUCAACUGGGCCAUUCAGUGCAGCCUAAAAGUAUUGAUCCAUCGCAAGUCAUUCAGCUGUCCUGGCAACCAAGGGUCUUCUUGUAUAGAGGCUUUCUAUCAGUGGAGGAGUGUGAUUAUCUGAUUUCUUGGGUUCAUACCAUGCGAGGCAACAAUUUACCAAUUGUUGACACGAACAAUGUACGAGAUGAUAUUGGCAUCUCAGUGGAUGCAGAUGAUGAGAUUGCUAGAAGGAUUGAGGAAAGAAUUUCUGCUUGGACUUUUCUUCCCAAAGAGAACAGCAAAUCUUUGUCAAUUCUGCACAUUGUGCCUGAACCAUCUAAACAAGAUUAUCAUUACUUUGAUACGAAAUCUGUGGAGCAAGUUGGUGAACCUUUACUGGCAACAGUUAUUUUGUAUCUCUCAAAUGUCAGUCGGGGAGGAAAAUUACUUUUUCCCCCAGUCAAAGAGUGAUGUAUGGUCUGAUUGCACAAAGAAUAGCAAUAUCUUAAGACCUAGUAGGGGAAAUGCUAUUGUGUUCUUCAAUCUACACCUUAAUGCAACUCCUGAUUGGAGUAGUCACCACAGCUCGAUGUCCUAUCCUCCAGGGCGAUUUGUGGUUCGCCAUCAAAUUCUUUUAUCUGAAAAGCAUCAGCACUAGGAUGAAUCUGCCUCAACCAGGAUGAUGCUGAUUGCACCGAUGAGGAUGAAAAUUGUCCUGACUGGGCUGCCAUGGGUGAGUGCCUAAAAAAUUCUGUUUUCAUGGUUGGUUCUCCUGAUUACUAUGGGACGUGUAGGAAGAGCUGCAACGCGUGCUAAUUUUGAUUGCUCGAUUACUAUGGGACAUGUCGGAAGGAGUUAAAACGACACGGUUGACAGAGUAAUAUAUUUUUCUUGUAUUAGUUUUUCCUAGACACUCACAGAAAUUAUGUACAGUUAGUUUAUUAAGUUGAAGUAUGUAUUUCUGUGAGCCUACAUAUAGGAAGGCAGAAAUAUAAUAGUCUCUUGUAUUCAAGGUGAACUAUGUAUGUCCAA
Salvia miltiorrhiza (redroot sage) is the source of this 1994-nucleotide messenger RNA. RefSeq names its product probable prolyl 4-hydroxylase 12. NCBI's taxonomy places the organism in Eukaryota, Viridiplantae, Streptophyta, Magnoliopsida, Lamiales, Lamiaceae. Gene Ontology annotation, biological process: peptidyl-proline hydroxylation to 4-hydroxy-L-proline. Gene Ontology annotation, cellular component: endoplasmic reticulum. Bases 864 to 1433 code for a protein of 189 amino acids. The record is from RefSeq and is a predicted model, not a curated record. Gene Ontology annotation, molecular function: procollagen-proline 4-dioxygenase activity. The transcript is spliced from 8 exons.